Molecule: messenger RNA, 3242 nt
Organism: Fundulus heteroclitus (mummichog)
Lineage: Eukaryota; Metazoa; Chordata; Actinopteri; Cyprinodontiformes; Fundulidae
Gene: atad1b
Product: ATPase family AAA domain containing 1b
Exons: 9
Coding region: 1-1098 (365 amino acids)
Cellular component (GO): mitochondrial outer membrane
Molecular function (GO): ATP binding; ATP hydrolysis activity
Source: RefSeq, a predicted model, not a curated record
AUGGUUCUGAAGGAGGUUCCCACUGACAGCAUUGCCCGUCCUCUGGGCAGGAACGAGGUCAUCGGCCUGCUCUUCCGACUCACCAUAUUUGGAGCCGUGACCUACUUCACCAUCAAGUGGAUGGUGGAUGCUAUCGACCCAACCCGGAAGCAGAAGGUGGAGGCCCAGAAGCAGGCUGAGAAGUUGAUGCGCCAGAUUGGAGUGAAGAACGUCAAGCUGUCGGAGUACGAGAUGAGCAUCGCGGCGCACCUGGUGGACCCGCUGAGCAUGCAGAUCACCUGGAGGGACAUCGCCGGUCUGGACGAGGUCAUCACCGAGCUGAAGGAGACGGUGAUCCUGCCUGUUCAGAAGAGACACCUGUUCCUCAAUUCCAAACUGCUGCAGCCUCCAAAAGGUGUGCUGCUCUACGGCCCCCCCGGCUGUGGUAAGACGUUGAUCGCCAAGGCAACAGCGAAGGAGGCGGGGUUCCGCUUCAUCAACCUGCAGCCGAGCACACUGACGGACAAGUGGUACGGAGAGUCCCAGAAACUGGCUGCUGCUGUAUUCUCACUGGCUGUUAAGCUGCAGCCAUCCAUCAUCUUCAUUGACGAGAUCGACUCGUUCCUGAGGAAUCGCUCAAGUUCAGACCACGAGGCCACAGCCAUGAUGAAGGCCCAGUUCAUGAGUCUGUGGGACGGACUGGACACAGACCACCACUGCCAGGUGAUCAUCAUGGGCGCCACCAACCGUCCUCAGGAUCUGGACUCGGCCAUCCUGCGGCGGAUGCCCACCCGGUUCCACAUCAACCAGCCCAGCGAGAGGCAGCGAGAGGACAUCCUUCGGCUGAUUCUGAUGAACGAGAAGGUGGACUCCUCUGUUGACCUCAAAUACGUUGCCAAGGAGACGGGCGGUUUUUCAGGAAGUGACCUCAGAGAAAUGUGCCGUGAUGCAGCUCUGCUUUGCGUCCGAGAGUUUGUCCACAGCCAGAGCAACAGCUCAGAGGAAGAUGACCACAUACGCGCCAUCCGUCAGUCCGACCUGCAGACCUCCAUCACCAAAAUGAAGCACUCCAAGUCAGCAAGCAUUCACGGCGUUCUGCAGCACGCCACUCUGGACUAAACACAUGGGUCACAUGACCUGGCUGUGGGAACUCAUUUUUUGCUUCCUGUCUCCUCCGUGUUUGGGGAACCAACAUGAACCAGUUGUUCCCACGGGGAGGAGUUUUACUGCUCCACUUCUAAUGUCCUGCCAUGCUGCUCCGAGGGAUGCCCCGCCUACCCAGAGUUCCAGCGACCUUCCACUUGUAUUACUGUCGUGUCGCCCCCGACCUAGAAACACUGAGAUGCUCUUAAUUUGAAAAUGCUCCUCAGACUGACUAUAAAUGAAUAAUUAUUGAUCAUAAGACAAAACAAAUGGAAUCAUGCAGUGAAACUGCUGAUGGAUCAGUCAGUAAAGCUGAUCAGAGAAAAACAGAUCAGGACCAAAUAAAUCAGAAGACGAGGUUUGACUGGAGCAGCAGGGGGCGGAGCUUCCUCUGAUUCACACAUCAAGCAAUUAUCAAUACAAACUCAUUUAUAACUGAUCAAUACUUUUAUUGAUCCUUUAUUCUGUUUUAUCAUUUUCUGAGCGAUGGUAAUGUGUCUUAUUUAUAUGUGGGAUCUGGAUGAAGGAUGCUAUUCUGCUUAGUUCUGAUUGUGGUGGUGUUUAGUUUUUUUUAAUGCAGUAAACCUACAUGAAGCAAAAUAAGGGUUUUAUUCAUUCACGUGUCUCUCCCGUUAAAAGUUCAUGUAGUCACUUUACCAUUUGGUGCUUUUCGGUCUAGGUUUGUUAGUACGCCUGAGCCGUCCACCUCGAGCUGCACUGGUCCAGCCAGGCUGAGACCCUGUCAGAUUCCCUCAGAGGUAGCUGGUCCAAGCUGGGAUCAGAACCACAGUCCCUGGAAUCAAGCUUUGAUGUUAGGUCCUGAGAAAUUUGCAUUUGAGUUACAAUCAUUUAGCAAAUUAUUUAAGAAAUAGGUCACUUUACUAGAUGGGGACAAAGAGUGCUGGCUUGAAAUGACUUCCUGUCAGACCAAUCAGCAGAGACAGUCUGGUGUUCUUGGUUAUGGGGUGAUGAUGUAGUAAACGGGUUCAACACGACUGAUGAUAUUAAAGCCUGCACUAUUAUUGAGCCAGCAAGGAGGUGUGCUUUGCUCCUUAGACCCAUUCUAUUGAGCAUCUGACUGAUCCAAAGCGGUUUGGGUGCAUGGAUAAAAACAUUAUCCUAAAUAAUGAAAAAAAAAAGAGGACGUACAGAACCAUGAGUUCCAGAAUCCAGACUGGGUUUCAGGUAGUUCAUGAGUGGUUCAUUCUUGAAAGCUCGGAUUUCUCUUAAGGUGCGUUCACAUUGUCUCUGUGGCAGUCCUUUACCCCACAUCACCCCCAUAUCCAGUCCCUGAUUGGUUGUCGCGGCGCAACAAGACACAAAAGUUCAGAUGUUUUAACUCCAGCAACUGUUGCUUCGCAUCCAUCACAGGUGUCAUGUCGCUCUGGCUUUGCUUUAAUCACCAAAAUCACACGUUUUGCGUCGCUAGAAUUGACUGGCUUAGCGUUGCUCCCAUGUGGCACCUGUGCGUAUGGAUAUCAUGAUAAUCUGUUGCCCGGGCCGCCUCAUUCGCGUUCAAUGUGAACGCACCUUUAUAGGUCAUCAUGCUUGAAGUACACUCUUUGUUUCCAUCGAAAAGGAAAAGUCCCCCCACACCACAUCCCCUAUCCCACUGAUAAGAAAUAAAGCCACCGUUGUGGUGCCAGCAGGAGGCCCUUUGUCUGAUUAGUUAGAGGUAGUUUUCAAACUACAAACCCUUCAAAGGGAGUUCCUCAGCUUUCACUUUGAAAGGAGGAUGGAUGAUGGUUCUGAAAUCAGGUCUCUGCAGGGACUCCCAACAGAGCAAAUCAUCAGGGUGCAUCUCAACACAAAAAUUUUCAUUUUAGAAUUUCAGUGGCCCAAAUUUCUCUUUUGAAAUGAAAUGAAAUUUAGCUUUUCACUUAGAAAUUGAAUUCCUAGAGUCUGGUGUGGCCCAUGGUCCAAGAUGCUUGAGUUCCAGUUUGAUCACGGUGGAAAUUUUGAUCAUCCAGGACACAACGAUCCAAGUGCUAAAAUGGAAAGCAAGCACACUUUUUCUUUUGUUUCUUGAAGAUGUUGUGUGUUAAUUCACUGUAGUCAUCAAAAUUAACUGAAAUAAACGCUUGAAAUAUAUGACAAUGUGCAAUAAAUCUAUAGAAUGA